GGCGCGCGGCGGGCCGAAACAACCGAGAGCGAAUAUCCCGGUCUCAACCGGUUUCAACCGGUCCGUGGUUGGAGGCAUGAGCCGAGAGGAAGAGCAGCAGACCCGCACGCAUUCAUGACAAAACUGCCCCUCUGCUGUCCAACAGUGUGCGCGCGAACAGAGCCAGAAAAUAAAAGACGAGACUCCUCCACUCCGCGACUCAAUGACCCGGGAAUAGCGCGCUGUAAAAGUGCGACUCCGCGUGAAUCGUGUGUUGUUAGCUUAGCUUCACGUUAGCCAAGCAGCUCUGAAUCGUCAUUGACUUUUCCCAUUAGCACGCUAGGCGGCUAUUAGCACCUAGCAGUGGGAAUCGGCUGCGGUCCACGGGACAGUGGUUACAGAAAGAUGCCGAGGACGAGAAGCGAUAGUCUGAGGUGAACUGUGGAGAGAGUCGAUAAGUAUCCGGCGGAACUUUUUGUUUUUUUCCUGUUUCCUUUUCACAAUUAGUGCGAACCGUAUAAUUGCUGGUGUCAGCCAAAGGGACGCUAGCUAGCUAGCAUUAGCUUUGGGGCUAGCGAAGGUUAGCAGCGGUGUGGACGUUGUGCCAUGAGAUAAUAAAAAGUCAGCUUUGAGAAGAUUUAUUAUUUCGUUUUCUUCCAACUGCGACCUGCCUCGGUUCUCAACCGAUCAUCUCCUUUUGACGAGCCGGACGGGGACACACCAGAAGCUCUAUGCCAGCAGAAAUGACAAUGUUGGCCGAUCACCCAGCCAGACAGCUGCUGGACUUCAGUCAGAAACUGGACAUCACGCUGUUGGACAAUGUCGUCAACUCCAUGUACCACGACAUCGGGUCCCAGCAACGCGUGGCCCAGGAAGUGUUGACCAACUUGAAGGACCAUCCGGAUGCCUGGACGAGGGUCGACACCAUCCUGGAGUUCUCUCAGAACAUGAAAACCAAAUAUUACGCUCUGCAGAUUCUGGAGGUCGUCAUCAAAACACGCUGGAAGAUUCUCCCAAGAAAUCAGUGUGACGGAAUCAAGAAAUAUGUGGUCGGUUUGAUCAUCAAAACUUCUUCAGAUCCUGCAAAUAUGGAGAAAGAGGGCGUGUAUAUUUCAAAACUCAACAUGAUCCUCGUCCAGAUCCUGAAGCAGGAGUGGCCCAAACACUGGCCCACGUUCAUCAGCGACAUCGUGGGCGCGAGUCGCACCAGCGAGAGCCUCUGUCAGAACAACAUGAUCAUCCUCAAGCUGCUCAGCGAGGAGGUCUUCGACUUCUCCAGUGGCCAGAUGACCCAGGUGAAGGCCAAGCACCUCAAAGACAGCAUGUGCAACGAGUUCUCCCAAAUAUUCCAGCUGUGCCAGUUUGUGAUGGAGAACUCCCAGAACGCCCCGCUGGUCCACGCCACGCUUGAGACGCUCCUCCGCUUCCUGAACUGGAUUCCUCUAGGCUACGUCUUCGAGACCAAACUCAUCAGUACGCUGGUCUACAAGUUCUUGAACGUGCCCAUGUUUCGCAACGUGACGCUGAAGUGUUUGACGGAGAUCGCCGGCGUGAGCGUCAACCAGUACGAGGAGCAGUUUGUCAACCUGUUCACUCUCACCAUGUGCCAGCUCAAACAGAUGCUGCCUUUGAACACCAACAUCCGAGUGGCCUACUCCAACGGCAAGGACGACGAGCAGAACUUCAUCCAGAACCUCAGCCUGUUCCUCUGCACCUUCCUCAAAGAACACGGCCAGCUCGUCGAGAAGAGGCUGAACCUGCGAGAGACGCUCAUGGAGGCGCUGCACUUCAUGCUGCUGGUGUCGGAGGUGGAGGAGACGGAGAUCUUCAAGAUCUGUCUGGAGUACUGGAACCACCUGGCGGCAGAGCUCUACAGGGAGAGUCCCUUCUCAACCUCCAGCACGCCGCUCCUGUCCGACGUCCCGCCACGAAGACACCUCUACCUGCCCAUGCUGUCCCAGGUCCGUUUGCUGAUGGUGAGCCGCAUGGCCAAACCAGAGGAGGUGCUGGUGGUGGAGAACGACCAGGGCGAGGUGGUCCGGGAGUUCAUGAAGGACACGGACGCCAUCAACCUCUACAAGAACAUGAGGGAGACUCUCGUGUACCUCACUCACCUGGACUACGCCGACACAGAGCGCAUCAUGACGGAGAAGCUCCACAGUCAGGUGAACGGCACAGAGUGGUCGUGGAGGAACCUGAACAUGCUCUGCUGGGCCAUCGGCUCCAUCAGUGGGGCGAUGCACGAGGAGGACGAGAAGAGGUUCCUGGUCACCGUCAUCAAGGACCUGCUCGGCCUGUGUGAGCAGAAGAGAGGUAAAGACAACAAGGCCAUCAUAGCGUCCAACAUCAUGUACAUCGUGGGACAGUAUCCUCGCUUCCUGCGAGCCCACUGGAAGUUCCUCAAGACCGUCGUCAACAAGCUGUUUGAGUUCAUGCACGAAACUCAUGACGGCGUCCAGGACAUGGCGUGCGACACCUUCAUCAAGAUCUCCCAAAAGUGCAGACGCCAUUUUGUCCAGGUGCAGGUGGGCGAGGUGAUGCCCUUCAUCGACGAGAUCCUCAACAACAUCAACACCAUCAUCUGUGACCUGCAGCCGCAGCAGGUACACACGUUCUACGAGGCGGUGGGCUACAUGAUCGGGGCUCAGACCGACCAGGCGGUUCAGGAGCUUCUCAUAGAGAAGUACAUGCUGCUGCCCAACCAGGUGUGGGACAGCAUCAUCCAGCAGGCCACCAAGAACGUGGACAUCCUGAAGGACGCCGAGACGGUGCGUCAGCUGGGCAGCAUCCUUAAGACAAACGUCCGUGCCUGUAAAGCCGUCGGUCAUCCCUUCGUCGUCCAGCUGGGACGGAUCUACCUGGACAUGCUCAACGUGUACAAGUGUCUGAGUGAAAACAUUUCCUCGGCUGUCCAGACGAAUGGUGAGAUGGUGACCAAACAGCCUCUGAUCCGGAGCAUGAGGACGGUCAAGAGGGAGACCUUGAAGCUGAUCUCGGGCUGGGUCAGUCGCUCCAACGACCCUCAGAUGGUGGGAGAGAACUUUGUUCCCCCCCUGCUAGAGGCCGUGCUCAUCGACUACCAGAGGAACGUCCCGGCCGCUCGCGAGCCCGAGGUCCUCAGCACCAUGGCGACCAUCGUCAACAAGCUGGGGGGCCACAUCACCGGGGAGAUCCCCAAGAUCUUCGACGCCGUCUUCGAGUGCACUCUGAACAUGAUCAACAAGGACUUUGAAGAAUUCCCGGAACACAGAACUCACUUCUUCUACCUCCUUCAAGCCGCCACGUCCCAGUGCUUCCCGGCGUUCCUGUCCAUCGCCCCGGCCCAGUUCAAACUGAUCCUGGACUCCAUCAUCUGGGCCUUCAAGCACACCAUGAGGAACGUGGCCGACACAGGUCUGCAGAUCCUCUACACGCUGCUGCAGAACGUGUCGGCGGAGGAGGCGGCGGCGCAGAGCUUCUACCAGACGUACUUCUGUGACGUGCUGCAGCACAUUUUCUCCGUGGUCACCGACACCUCGCACACCGCAGGCCUGACCAUGCACGCCACCAUCCUGGCCUACAUGUUCAACCUGGUGGAGGAAGGCAAGGUGAGCGUGGCCCUGAGCGCCGCCAGCCCCGCCAACAACCAGGCGCAUGUCCAGGAGUACAUCGCCAACCUGCUGAAGACGGCCUUCCCCCACCUGCAGGACGCCCAGGUGAAGGUGUUCGUAACAGGCCUGUUCAGCCUGAACCAGGACAUCCCGGCCUUCAAGGAGCACCUGAGGGACUUCCUGGUGCAGAUCAAGGAGUUUGCCGGCGAGGACACAACGGACCUGUUCCUGGAGGAGAGGGAGUCGUCUCUGCGUCAGGCCCAGGAGGAGAAGCACAAGCUCCAGAUGUCUGUGCCGGGAAUCCUCAACCCCCACGAGCUGCCGGAGGAGAUGUGCGACUGAGGCGACGGCGACGAGAACGACCGGCGUUUACAGAACAAAUCUGGGGGGGGGGGGGUCGAGAGAGAGCGAGAGCGAGGACACUUCCUGACGAUGAUGAUUUUUCUUUGCAAGUGUGUUUGUGUGCGAGUGUGUUUGAUAAGGAGGAGGAGGGGGGAGAGAAAAGGACCCGGCACUCGGUUGUACGUCGACCAAAUCUAUGUCAAUAUGUAAAUGACCCCCCCUCCCUCCUCCCCCAUGGUGCGACUUUCUUUUUUCCCCCCCGUCAAACUAAUUUUAUAUCCUUCUGUUUUUCUUUAACACGCCAUCUUUUGUUGAUUCUUUGUUAACGGAAGCUUUAUGUUCUGUUACACCUGCAUGAAGUUGAAAGAAUUAAGGAUUAUUUUUUAAUCUCCCUUCACUUUGUUGAUAUGUAAUAUAUAUAUACACGAUGUUGAGACACUUGCAGUGGUGAGUCGACAGAAGUGCCGUGUGCACGGCGCAGGAGCGAAUGUGACGAACAAACAGUUCCUUCCUUCGCUUCCUUCGUUGUCUUUGUUCGUGGGUAUGGUUUUUUGUUUUUUUUCCUUUUUACUCCGGAUCCCUGAGUGAAUGGGAGCGGCGGCGCUCUGUGUCUGGGACGAGAAGGAAGACUUGUGUGCAGAACCCUCCUGUUUGUAAAGCUGUCUUAGUACUCUGAGAAUAUAAAGUUGGCUAUUUUUACAAA
This is a messenger RNA of Scophthalmus maximus (turbot), 4614 nucleotides long. RefSeq names its product exportin 1 (CRM1 homolog, yeast) a (gene xpo1a). Gene Ontology annotation, biological process: ribosomal small subunit export from nucleus; protein export from nucleus; ribosomal large subunit export from nucleus. Gene Ontology annotation, cellular component: nucleus; cytoplasm. The coding region runs from base 711 to 3911 and encodes 1066 amino acids. The record is from RefSeq and is a predicted model, not a curated record. NCBI's taxonomy places the organism in Eukaryota, Metazoa, Chordata, Actinopteri, Pleuronectiformes, Scophthalmidae. The transcript is spliced from 25 exons. Gene Ontology annotation, molecular function: nuclear export signal receptor activity; small GTPase binding.